UUCUCAGUGUUUUCACUGUGUUCUAAUCGAAGCUCUGUUCUCUAUAUAUGUGAUUUUCCACUCUUUGAAGUUUCAGUUUCAGUCAUAUUCAACUUCUUCACACUGAUUUUUUUUUUCUCUGGUGUUGUUCUGUGCAUAAUUAUAAACUAUUCUCUCUCUCUCUCUCUGGUAACUCCGCUUUAUCUUUUGAUUCCUCGAUUUCACCGCAAAAAAACAAACAAACAAUGUUUUUGGUUGUUUGUGUGCUUACAAUCAAUUCCAGUUCAAGUUCUUCCAAUUGAAUUAUUAUAUACGCAUAAUACAUUGAUUGAUACACGAGUUGGGUUUUAUUUUCUUUCCUUUGUUAUGGCUUCAAUCGCUAGUUCAACUCAGCUUUUACUCAACCGAUCGCCAUUUUCGCCUCUACACUCUUCUCCAAGUAAGGUUUUGCCUAAUUUGGUUCUACUCAAGAGUCGAUCAGUUGUUUUCAGAGCCUCACGCCUCGAAUUUUCGCCUCUGCCGGAGAAUCGGUUCUCUCCGGUUGAAUUUUCCGGGAAGACUUUAAGGUUGCCCGGUUGGAGCCAAUUGUUGAGGCGGCACCAUUCAGUUGAAUUUCCGGUUGCAAAAGCUGCGGCUGCCGAUGCAGAUGGUGGUGAAAUUGAAAUUUCAGAUGGGUUAUCUAAGCCUUCAAAGAGCUUUGCCGAGAAAUUUCCAGCUCUGAUUACGGGGUUCUUUUUCUUUAUGUGGUACUUCCUAAAUGUCAUUUUCAAUAUUCUGAACAAGAAGGUUUAUAAUUAUUUUCCAUAUCCAUACUUUGUCUCAGUUAUACAUCUCCUAGUUGGUGUGGUCUAUUGUCUUGUCAGUUGGGCUGUUGGUCUGCCAAAACGAGCACCAAUCGACAAAGAACUCUUGACAGUCCUCACUCCAGUAGCAUUCUGUCACGCCCUUGGACAUGUCAUGUCCAAUGUAUCAUUUGCAGCCGUAGCUGUGUCUUUUACACAUACCAUUAAAGCACUCGAGCCAUUCUUCAAUGCUGCUGCUUCUCAAUUUAUUUUGGGCCACCAGAUUCCCUUGCCCUUAUGGCUGUCAUUAGCCCCUGUUGUUUUUGGUGUAUCAAUGGCAUCACUGACGGAACUUUCUUUCAACUGGACUGGUUUCAUUAGUGCGAUGAUUUCAAAUAUUGCAUUCACUUACAGGAGUAUCUAUUCAAAGAAAGCAAUGACAGGAAUGGACAGUACGAAUGUGUAUGCUUAUAUCUCAAUAAUAGCUCUCCUGGUUUGCAUCCCACCAGCACUAAUUAUUGAGGGGCCCCAGCUGAUGCAACAUGGAUUUGCGGAUGCAAUUGCGAAAGUGGGUCUUCCAAAAUUCUUGUCAGAUCUGUUUUGGAUAGGAAUGUUUUAUCAUCUUUACAACCAGGUUGCUACUAACACACUGGAACGAGUUGCACCGCUUACACAUGCAGUCGGGAAUGUGUUGAAGCGAGUGUUUGUGAUUGGGUUCUCUAUCGUGGUAUUCGGUAAUAGGAUCUCCACACAGACUGGGAUCGGUACUGUAAUCGCUAUUGUAGGCGUUGCCAUCUACUCCCUAAUUAAGGCAAACAUGGAAGAGAAGAAACGGAAGGCUGCUGCUCAAUCUCCUCCUGCAUGAUAGAGGUCUACCGUUGAAAAUCAACUGACAAUGCAGAACCCCUGCAUUUAUUGAUGGGGAUAAUAAAUAUUUUUGAAAAAUGUUGAAUACAGAUCCGAGGAUUGGAUUUCUUCAGAGUUAGUGCCUCCUUCGAAGUACAUGGUCUAACUUCAUCAAGUUCAGAGAAUGUUUCAGUACUAAAAAGAUUGCCUGAUCAAGUUUAUGAAAGUUAUUCCAAAUUUUGGGAAAAAAAAAUUUGGGAGUCUUGUACUAGUGGAAACUGUAUAAAAUCCCACAGUUGCCUAAUGAGUUUGCACCAUUGAACAACCAAAAUUAUUAACACAAUGCAUUAGACAUAUUAUGUUUGCCAACAUUUUGGAGAAAGGGUAUUUUGGCAA
Messenger RNA from Camellia sinensis, 2003 nucleotides. Its product is annotated as triose phosphate/phosphate translocator, chloroplastic. Gene Ontology annotation, molecular function: transmembrane transporter activity. NCBI's taxonomy places the organism in Eukaryota, Viridiplantae, Streptophyta, Magnoliopsida, Ericales, Theaceae. Gene Ontology annotation, biological process: transmembrane transport. The record is from RefSeq and is a predicted model, not a curated record. Gene Ontology annotation, cellular component: membrane.